Molecule: messenger RNA, 276 nt
Organism: Oikopleura dioica
Lineage: Eukaryota; Metazoa; Chordata; Appendicularia; Copelata; Oikopleuridae
Source: the annotation of a GenBank genome assembly
AUGGUCUACUUCAGACUCCUACACAUAGCGCCGAAAAUUCUGAAGGAAAAAGACUUGCGAAAUAUAGAAUACCUAAUGUCUGCCCUCACCAGUCUCAAGAGCGACCUUUCCAGGUCCAGCUUAGGUAGAACAAUGGCUGGAGAGCCGACUGCUUCCCGCGAAGAAGUCGAAAUUUGCAAUCUCAUCCUCAACUCCGACCAACUGUCCUCUUUCGAUCGUACCUAUCUUUCCUCCCUUGGUUUGUUCCAAAGAGAAAACGAAUACAACGUAACAUAA